Saprolegnia diclina VS20 is the source of this 702-nucleotide messenger RNA. RefSeq lists its product as hypothetical. The transcript has a single exon. The coding region runs from base 97 to 702 and encodes 201 amino acids. The record is from RefSeq and is a predicted model, not a curated record. Lineage: Eukaryota; Oomycota; Saprolegniomycetes; Saprolegniales; Saprolegniaceae.
GAACAAUUGCCGGGGCUCGCGGCCAAGCUCGCGUCCUCGACGCUAGAGAGCUUCCAUCUUUGCUCUUGGGGGCAACAAAAGAUUGCGUCGCCCACCAUGGCUGCCUUGCCGUCCAGCUUGAAAUCGCUCAAGCUCAGCAACGUCAUGACGGCGAACUUCCCGCAACUGCCCGAGCUCCAGCGCCUCCGACUGCGCACCGUCCACUUGUCCAAGAACGCUCUCGCCGGUCUCAACGAUAUGCUGACGUCCUCGAAAAGGCUCGUGCGGCUCGACCUUCCAUCGUCAAUGUUGUCGGCGGCCCAACUGGAAGCGAUCCUGUACGUGCUGCCGCGCUGGCUCGGUCGCCAAGAACGUCAGUGCUUUGUGGGUCUUGGCAUGAACGAGUCGUGCGAGCCGUUUAUUGCAGCCGCCAUGACUAAGACGCACAAAACGCAACCCGUUGAGUGCUUGCUGGGUGGUGUCGGCCCGACGCUGGAUUUCGUCGACACGCAGCGCCGCCUCGUGAUAGCCCUUGGCACGACGUCGCGGAUGAAGGUGAAGUUUGUGACGAUGCCACGUCCCAACGACGAAACAAACCUCCAGGCGUACGCAACGGCGCACCAGAUGCAGUACUCGGUGGGGUAUUACCGGUCGCCUCUCAACUCGCCGUGGAUGGCAAUUGCAUCGGCUCAUUGUACAUAUAUUCCGAAAAUAACGCGGUGA